AUGCUUGCAGCUGUGCGUUUGCGAAAACUUAAGUCAAACCGUGGUGGCGCACUGGAUAAUUAUAUUAUUACGCAGAAUGUGUUGGAGGCUGCAAUUAAGGAAGAUCGGCGCAAUGGCCUCAUUCCGUUUAUUCUCAUUGCUACCGUUGGAACAACAGCAACCUGUGCAGUAGAUCCGCUGGACGAAUUAGGACCGAUAUGUAAUAAAGAAGGAAUCUGGUUGCAUGUCGACGCCGCCUAUGCUGGCUCUUUUAAUAUUUGCCCGGAAUAUCGGUAUUUAUUCAAUGGGGUUGAAUAUGCCGAUUCGAUAAAUAUUAAUGUCCACAAAUCAUUGCUCAUCAACUUUGAUUGUUCACCUAUGUUUAAAAAUAUCAAGUCUCUUGUCAAAUAUUUCGAUGUUGAAGCACUUUAUCUAAAACACGAAUAUCAAACUUCAGUCAUCGAUUAUAGACAUUUGCAAAUUGGGUUAGGUAGACGCUUUCGCUCGCUGAAAAUUUGGUUUGUGAUGAGAAGUCUUGGCAUCAUUGGGUUGCAAGAUUAUCUUAGAAAAAUGAUCGAAAUGGCUGCAUAUUUCGAAGAACUUAUAAACUUCGAUGGUGUGCUCGAAUUAUUUGUUCCACGAAACCUCGGUUUAGUUUGCUUCAGAAUAAAGCUUCUAAGCAAAGAUGAUCGAAUUUUUCUUAUUCCAUCAUCAGUCGAUGGUAAUUAUUUUCUUCGUUUUGCGAUUUGCAGCCAAAUAACGACAAAAAACGACGUGAAAAACGCAUAUCAAAUUAUAUAUGAUUAUGCCACAUCGAUUAAGCAAAGCAGCGUUUUUCAGAUGAAUUUGGAAUGA
Molecule: messenger RNA, 834 nt
Organism: Dracunculus medinensis (Guinea worm)
Lineage: Eukaryota; Metazoa; Nematoda; Chromadorea; Rhabditida; Dracunculidae
Source: the annotation of a GenBank genome assembly